Penicillium nucicola is the source of this 474-nucleotide messenger RNA. RefSeq lists its product as uncharacterized. The coding region runs from base 1 to 474 and encodes 157 amino acids. The transcript has a single exon. NCBI's taxonomy places the organism in Eukaryota, Fungi, Ascomycota, Eurotiomycetes, Eurotiales, Aspergillaceae. The record is from RefSeq and is a predicted model, not a curated record.
AUGUCAUUAGCUGAAGCCCAACAACUUUCCCUAACAGUUGCAAAGCUCAGCCUGAGCACCACUGACUAUAAUUCCUGGGUCAGCGGAUUAGAACAAGGCAUCUCCAGCAUCAACCCUAAGUACUGGUCAAUCCUCGCAGGUGAUGUUGACUAUCCAGCCGAGCCAGAAUGCAUCUACUACACCAGGGAAGAGGCCUACUUUGCCGUUGCAAUGACCGAAUAUUCAAGAGUAGGAUUUGCGACUGACGCUCAACCCAUCUCCGAAAAGGUGAACCAAUUCAUCUCCUCCAAUCGUGACCACAACAAGCUCCUCCUCGCACAAUACAAAGUUCGACUCAGAGAAUUCGAAGAGCUAAAUUACAAGGCGCGGAUACUCCUUGAAGUAACCCUCGAGAGGGAUCAGUCUGCCAUGAUCUCAUGCAUCUUCGGAGCACGCUCUGCAUUCUUGGUACUGGAUGGCUACAAAGACAGGUAG